AUGGAGGAAGGGGAAAAGAGCCCCCUGCUGGUCCAGGACCCCGGGUGCCAGGAGGGGCCGCUCACUUCAAGCCGUCCAGGUCCGGUGCCCCAAGAGGAGCGGGUCUGGAGGGCAGGCCCCGGGGGAGGCCCGGCCUCCUCCCUCCCCUUGGGAAUCAGCUGCCUGAAGUGCCUGACCUUCCUGCUCAACUUCCUCUUCUCUCUGCUUGGUCUGCUGGCCCUGGCCAUCGGGCUCUGGGGCUUGGCCGUCAAGGGGUCUCUGGGGAGCGUCUGGGGGGCGGCCCUGCCCAAAGACCCCAUUCUGGGACUGGUACUGGGGGGGCUGGCCGUCAGUGCGGUGAGCCUGGCGGGCUGCCUGGGGGCCCUGUGUGAGAGCGCUUGUCUGCUCCGCUGCUUCUCGGGGGGUCUCGUCGCCUUCCUGCUGCUGGAGGCCGUGGUGGGUGCCCUGCUGGUGGCCCUCUGGGGCCCGCUGCAGGAUGGCCUGGAGCACACCCUGCGUGCGGCCAUCACCCACUAUCAGGAUGACCCGGGCCUGCGCUUCCUUAUUGACCAAAUCCAGCUUGGACUGCAGUGCUGCGGGGCGUCUUCCUACCGGGACUGGACGCGGAACCUGUACUUUAACUGCAGCUCCCCGGGGGUCCAGGCCUGCAGCCUUCCUGCCUCCUGCUGCGUCCACCCCGGGGAAGACGGAGUCUCUGUCAACGACCAGUGUGGCUCUGGAGCCCUGCGCCUGGACGAGGAUGCCGCUCGGAGAGUGGUGCACCUGGAGGGCUGUGGCCCUCCUCUCCGGCGGUGGCUGCGCAGGAACGUGCGGGCCGCGGGUGCCUACGCGAUCGUGGUCGUGGCGGUCCAAGGGGUGGAGCUCCUGUUGGCCAACCAGCUGGUGAGGGCCCUGGCCGUCCGCCCGGGGGAGGUGGACAGCCCCAGAGCCGCGGGGACGGUGGCCUUGUCCACCCGCGCCUCACACUCCGUGAAACGGCCCCUGCCAAACUGGCCCAGGGCUGACAGCCCAGGAGGACCCCCAGGGAAGGUGUCCUACGGCAUCCCAGACGCCCUGGCCUCCUGCACCGGCUGUGCCUCCGGCCCCCCAGGGGCCCCCUUCCCCUGAGGGCAGAGCACGUCCGCCUCCUUCCCGGUUCCGUCAGGCCCUGCUAGCAUGAGUCCCUGUGCCACCCCCUGAUUUCACGAUCUUUUGGGGACUUUUGUUCCCCACCACUGAGUCGGGCACUGCCUACUCCCUGGCAAACCCCGUGUGACCUGAGCGUAAGCUGAGCCUGGUGGGUGCUGCUGGCCGCUGUCUGCCUCCUCCGGGGACACCAGGCAGAGCCACCCGGCGGGCAGGGAGCGUGUGGGGUAUGGAGACCGGAUGAAAUCCUGCUGCCAAGCCCCCAACUCCAACCUCCCCCUCCGACCGCCUCUGAUGCCUGCGUCCAAACCCUGCCUCUGACCUCCACUCUGACCCCGCCUCUGACGCUUUGCCUAGGAUGUCACCUAUGACCCCCAGUCUUGAUCCCAGCCCUGAUGCCUCACUCUCUCACCACGGCCUGGGUACCUGCCCUCCUCUGGGGUCACCUCGCCCUUUCCCACCCGUUGUGGUGGUUGAGGUGGGGCCCAGGCGGGAGUAAACUUGGGCGAGAGGCAGCAUCCGCACAAUAAACAGCGCCGGUGUUAA
Messenger RNA from Panthera uncia (snow leopard), 1671 nucleotides. It is a transcript of the gene TSPAN10, whose product is annotated as tetraspanin 10. NCBI's taxonomy places the organism in Eukaryota, Metazoa, Chordata, Mammalia, Carnivora, Felidae. The transcript is spliced from 3 exons. Bases 1 to 1107 code for a protein of 368 amino acids. Gene Ontology annotation, cellular component: membrane. The record is from RefSeq and is a predicted model, not a curated record.